Zerene cesonia (dogface butterfly) is the source of this 1188-nucleotide messenger RNA. RefSeq lists its product as uncharacterized. The transcript has a single exon. NCBI's taxonomy places the organism in Eukaryota, Metazoa, Arthropoda, Insecta, Lepidoptera, Pieridae. Gene Ontology annotation, molecular function: ribonuclease P activity; ribonuclease MRP activity. The coding region runs from base 162 to 1184 and encodes 340 amino acids. The record is from RefSeq and is a predicted model, not a curated record. Gene Ontology annotation, biological process: endonucleolytic cleavage in ITS1 to separate SSU-rRNA from 5.8S rRNA and LSU-rRNA from tricistronic rRNA transcript (SSU-rRNA, 5.8S rRNA, LSU-rRNA); tRNA 5'-leader removal; tRNA 3'-end processing. Gene Ontology annotation, cellular component: ribonuclease MRP complex; multimeric ribonuclease P complex.
UAAGCGAGCAAAAAAAAUCAAAUUCUGACACUGCGGCUGUCAUUAUGUCAUAUUUAUAUAUCAGGAUUCAGCUGGUAAGUCUUAUGUCAAUGAGGCAUUUGUUAACCAUAUCGUAAACAAGGAUUAAAUAUAUAUUUAUUUUUUUUUUACUUUUAAUCAAAAUGCUCUGCCCCGAAGUAAAUAACUUUCCACCCCCCAAAACAAUGUGUACAGUACGAAAAAAUAUAAAUAUAGAGAAAACCGAAAAUAUAAUAAAUUUGAAUAACUUUUAUAGAAGCGCUAUAAUAACUUUUCCUGAUGAAUUAAGUGUACCCAGUUUUAUUCAAGAAUGUUUUCUAGAUGAUACCGAUUAUUAUAAGAUCUUAAGUUGUCCUGUGGUUGAGUUUAUUGAUCCUGUAUUCAUUGAAACUUUCGUGCGAAAAGGCAGGUUAUAUAUUUUAUCAGUCAAUCAAAGUUGUAUUACACACAAUAGCGCCGCAAUUACGCCAGAUGGAAUAUUAACAUUGAAUAUAUCAGAUUAUGUUUAUCAAACGCUUGGCAUAGAAGGGAAAAAAAGACCACAUAAUUUUUAUGAAGUCCGGAUAGAUUUAAGAGAAAUUAAACGGAACGAAAAAUUAAAAAAUGCCUUAAGUAAGCUUGACCUCUUCAGUUUCUAUCUAUCUUGGGAGCCACAGGAUGAAGAUAUAUGCCCAUCUACUAUUGCAAAAUACUUCUGUGAUAAAAACUACACUGUGUCACAACAUGCCUUACAAGCGAAAAAUUUGUCCCCAGACAUUACAACAAUACCAUCACUAAUUGAUAUAGAUAUAGAUGAAGUAGUUGAGUGGUUGGGAAUGUUAGCACAUAAUGCUGAUUUAACACCCGAUGAAAAUUAUGUAAGUACAUAUUAUGUGCCAGAAAGCAAAACAAAUUUGCAAUCAACAAGAGUGGCAGUAUUAAUCAUAAAGGGAUUUAUGACACCUAAUAUUAUAACAAAAGCAUGCAAGGCAAUAUCGGAGUAUGCUCUUUCAAGGGAACUAGAGAAUUACUGGGCAGCGUUAAGUAUACAGACUGUGGAGGAAAGUUUAUAUCAAUGGCAUUUCAGCAGCCCACAUAUGUUCCAGUCACAUAACUCAUCAUGUAAUAUAUUUUUUACACACAAUGAUCAGGUCAUUUAUACAGUAGGACAAUUAAAGUAUUCUUGAUCAA